UAUUAUCGUGGUACGCACGGUGUGGUAGUGGUAUACGAUGUCACAAAUGGCGAAUCGUUUAGUAAUGUUAAACGAUGGCUUCAUGAAAUAGAUGCGAAUUGUGAAAGUGUACAGAAAAUUCUUGUAGGAAACAAGAACGAAGAUCCUGCACGAAGAAUCGUACUAGAAAGUGAUGCAAGGCAGUUUGCUGAUACCAUGCAUAUAAAAUUCUUUGAAACGUCUGCCAAAGAAAAUACUAACGUUGAAGAGAUGUUCUCCUGUAUCACACGAUUGGUGCUGAAUGCCAAGUUGUCGAAUCCCCAAGGAAGAGAUGGUCGUGGUGAGGUGAAACUGACACUGAACGAUAGACAACGGGAAAAGAAGAAGUGCAAGUGUGGAUAG
Cooperia oncophora is the source of this 381-nucleotide messenger RNA. NCBI's taxonomy places the organism in Eukaryota, Metazoa, Nematoda, Chromadorea, Rhabditida, Trichostrongylidae. The record is from the annotation of a GenBank genome assembly.